AUGGGCAAAUCCGAUAUCCAGUCAUGGCUAGCCUCUACUUCAGAUGCUCCUGGCGAUAGCGACCCCAACGGAGAUGCGAACAACGGAAUGCAGUGGAGGAGAGACUACGUCGUCACGGACUGGGCAAAAGCUUUGGAGGUCGCACGGAGUCGUCUGCUGACAAGCAGCACGAAAGCCCGUACCCAAUUUUUAAGGGAAGAGCUCUUGAUGAUGGCCAAGCACGGAGAUCUCAGCCUGUCGCAAAUACUCGACAUAUUCAAACUAUUGACAUUGACAUACUCUCGAGAGGCAGUCGAGACGGUCGGGUCAGAGCUCGUGCGGAGGGAUGAGAUGCGGGGCAAGCCAGAGGGAGAGCCUGAGGAGAGUCCAUUGGGCGUGACAGAGCAGAUAGUUGGCUGGCUCGCCCAUGAAGUCGGGCAUAUCUCGAAACUGUCAAGCGAUCCCGCCUUCACGUCUAAGCCGGCAUGGGAGCCUCUCGUCGGCGUAAUGGCCACCCUCAUAGACAUGAUUCUCGACAAGGCGACUCGCAGCAAGUCGUCGCUUCAGAAGGGUGCUCUGACUCGUCAUCCCAGAACGAUUGCUAAAGUCAUGCAGACAUUGAUGUCAAAGCCAAAAACGAGUCCGAGCCCACUCUCAACAGUACCGCUCCUCGGCAUCUGCGUGGAUGUCAAGAUUCGUCUAAAGAACGUCAAGGACGACAGUUUAAAGACGGUCGAUUCUGCAUUGAAAGCGGACGUAUUAAAUUUCUACGGGAGCACUGUCUUGAUGUCCAAGACACAAGUAGCUCCACACACAACAUCUGCAUUGCACGACUUCAUUCAAACGUUUGUGACCGUGGAAGACUUCGGCACCGCAAUCCUGCCAACGAUGGACAAGGCCCUUCUACGCUCACCUGAGAUAUCACUAGCCGUCGUCACCGACUUCGUCAAGGCAUACCCGCACGCGAUCGAAGGUGACUCGUUCCGUAGAUUGCUAACACCCGUCCUGAACAGCGCAAGGUCGAGCAACGCUACUGUCCGGUUGAACGCCACGCUGCUUUUUAAGGCUAUCAUCGAGGAAACACAACAAGCUUCCGACAUCGACUUGGCUGUGAAUGAGCUGUUAGCUCUCCCGAAAGCCAGUAAGACCGCGGGACCUGAUCAUCGCGUCGCUCUUUAUACCAUGCUUGGUUACGUGAAGCCGUCGCCCUCCGCUGCGAUCCUCGAAAGUGGGCUGCCGUUGCUGGCGAAGGAGACUCACGAUGCGGCGGUAUCUGCUCUCUCAUCCUCUCUGGCACCACAUCUAGGUCACUGUCUGCGCGAGGAUGUCGCCAUUCCUGCUGGCGCGACAUCAGUGCUCGUGAGAGAGGCGAACAGCUCGAAACCUGCCAUUCGGCGGGCCUUCUGUAUCUUGGUCGCGAGGUACACUGCUACUGCAGUGCUGCUUGGGCCGUUUGCUGCAUCUGGCAAGUUCGACGAUUUCAUCUCCCGUAACUCGACGCUCCAGUCCAUGCUGACAGCGGGCGCGAAGCCCUCCUUCCUGUUGUGGGAGAAGGUUUACCAGAAGUUGAGCAGUGCCGAUGAUGAGAGGUGGCUCCUGCGAGCGUCCGAGGCGACCCUCGCCCAUUUCAGCAAGGAGCUGCUGCGGAACGAGCAAGCUUGUGGUAUGAUUGGCAUGAUAUUCUUGCACUUGGCCAGCAAUAGCCAGCAUUCGCAAGUGCGCCGCAUGACCCUCGCCUCCUUGGAAGCUAGUGCGGCAAAGCUGCCUGAAGCCGUCAACUGCAUUGCCACAUCUGCACUCUCCACAUACCUUCUCAAGGGCAGAAGUUCAUCGCUACGAGACAGUGUGGAAGAGAAUGACGUACAUAGCCGUCUGGGCGACCGUCUGGCUGCAUUCUGUCUGGCUUCCGUCACAUCGAGUGAAGCUUGCGACGAGCAAGUACGGAAGUCAGCCCUUGUGAGCCGUAGGCACGUCGAUCGUCUUCUCAGUUGGGUUGAGGCUAAUCUUCAGCCAGGUGGUACUUCUCGGCUCCUCUGGAUUGAACUAUGCCAGAAGUCUCGGGUUGACCCUCACGAGCUGAUUACCGAACGAUUGAAUGAGAUACUUCGUGAAACCCUCAACGUCGCAGACGCACAGUUGAAGUUAGAUGAAGAGUAUGCAAGCGCAAGCUACCACGCAAUUACUACUGCUGCCUUCGUCGCGCCUGACGCCGUCCUUUCCCGCGUUGUCGAGCAACUGAAGGGUGACUUCGACGUCAACGAGCUCAAUUCCUUGAGCGAGACUGACCUAGCGAUCUGGGCCACCCCCGAGGGUCAGACGUAUGUCGAUGUGCUAUCGUCGAAGAAGAUCGAAGAGCCUGUGAAGAAAGGCAAAGGGUACAAGGAUGCCCAGUGGGAAGCCGAAGUCCGAAAAUCUCUUGCGAACAAGAAAGGAUCCACGUCCACGACUUUGUCUAAGCAGGAUCAGGCCCUGGUUGAAGCGCAGCUAGAAAAGGAGAAGCAAAUCCGGAAAAGGGUGUCCAGCAUCAAAGCCAGGCUUGAACGCGGCCUGAAGCUGGGAUUGGCACAAGCAUGCUCAGACCGGCUCGAGAUAUAUCGCAGCCAAAUUGGCGUUGCCACGCUACGUAGUCUUGGUGUCGAAGGCGUACCCGAAGACUUCCAGCUUGAGCCGCUCAACUCCCUUGUCAUCCGUGUUCUGUACAGACUGCGAACUCUGUCUGAGCAGAGUCCGUUCGACGCAGCCACAUUUUCGUACGCGUCGCCGUUACUGAGUGCUGUUUGUACGACGGGAGGUGUUGCUCUAGCAGAAGGCGACGAUCCUCUGGAGCAGGUCGCGCUUGCAGUGGACAUCAUUAGAUUCCACGCUGGUGAAUCCUUGAUCGACAUUGGCCAAUCCAUGCACUCGACUGCGACGCUCGACGAGAUCCAGACACUACUGCGCGGUACGCUCCAACAGGAAGUCUACGUCCGCAAUGCAUGUUUGCAAACUCUCCAGCCGUUCGAUCUUACGGAUCUCGACUGGUCUCCUGAGAUAUGGAUCGCAUGUCACGAUGAUGACGAACAGAACGCUCGUUUAGCUCGUCAUGUAUGGGAAGACAACGGUAUGGACGUUCCGGAGAAGUUUGUUCAAGUCAUGUUAACGUUCCUUGAGCAUGAGCAUGCGUAUGUCCGGGCGAGCGCCGCCGCUGCGCUAUCUGAAGCAGUCACCGAACAAUGGCCCCAGAUGAUAAGCGAGGUUCUGAACGCUCUGCAGGAGUACUAUCGCGAAACGGCCAAGGUUCUAGCACCCGAAUUCGACGAAUAUGGAAUGGUCAUUGCUCAGAGCCUCGAUCGCUCUGAUCCAUGGCCUACGCGCAUCGCAAUCGCGCGUGCGUUUGAGUUCCUUGCGCCUGCUUUCGGCGAUGGUGAUGUGGACCCGUUCUUCAAGUUCCUUAUACAAAACGAAGCCCUUGGUGAUCGUCAUGCUGAUGUUCGCAGGUGCAUGUUGAAUGCCGGAACGGCGGUCAUCGACUUGCACGGCCAGACGCAUCUUCCGGGACUCAUUGCAAUGUUUGAGGCUCAACUCUCCGGCAACACCCCCGCUACGGAGGCUGCAGACCAGAUCAAGGAAGCCACAGUCAUCCUCUUCGGUCGUGUUGCUCGGCAUCUGGAUCCUUCAGACAAGCGCAUGCCUCAGAUUGUCGAAAGACUUAUUGAGGCGCUCAAGACACCCGCUGAACAAGUACAAAUCGCCGUGUCUGACUGUCUGGCGCCUUUGGUGAAAGUCAUGCAAUCACCGGUACCAGAUCUCGUAGACCGUCUACUGCACGACCUGUUCAAUGCGCCGAAAUAUGCAGCUCGAAGAGGUGCUGCCUAUGGUCUUGCCGGUGUUGUCAAAGGAGCAGGUAUCACUGCCAUGAAGGAGUUCAACAUUCUCGAUCGUCUCAAGAGUGCUGCUGAAGACAAGAAGCAAUAUGAGGCUAGACAAGGCCCAUGUUUGCGUUGGAGACGCUCUCUACCACACUGGGCCGGCUUUUCGAACCUGGCGCACGAAGAAGGGUCUAUUGAGCUGCUCGGUAUGAUAGCGUACUGUGCUCCAAGACAACUCUCCCAGUCCUUGCCGAUCGUCAUCCCUCGCUUAACGGAUGUCCUCACGGACUCACAUACGCAAGUGCGCACAGCAGCGAACAAGAGUUUGAAACAGUUCGGCGAAGUCAUCAGUAAUCCAGAGAUUCAGUCUCUCGUUCCCGUCUUCCUCAAAGCAAUGGUCGAUCCUUCAAGGACCCCCAAUGCUCUUUCUUCAUUGCUCAAGACGUCGUUCCUCCAUUACAUCGAUCAUUCAUCCCUGGCAUUGGUGGUUCCGAUCAUCGACAGAGGACUGCGCGAACGCAGCGCGGACACGAAGAGGAAAGCAGCACAGAUUGUCGGCAAUCUAGCUUCACUUACCGACUCGAAGGACUUCGUCCCGUACUUGGGCCAACUGCUUCCUAUGGUCCAUGUUGUGCUUGUUGACCCAGUCCCAGAGGCCAGGGCCACAGCGGCCAAGGCACUCGGAACUCUGGUCGAGCGACUUGGUGAGGUACACUUCCCUGAUCUAGUACCUGGAUUGCUGCGGACCCUCAAGACCGACACAUCGGGAGUGGACAGACAAGGAGCUGCCCAAGGCCUGAGCGAGGUUCUCGCUGGACUUGGUAUGGAAAGGAUGGAAGGCUUACUUCCGGACAUCAUCGCAAAUGCGCAAUCACCACGGAGCACCGUGCGGGAAGGCUUCAUGUCCCUCCUUGUCUUCCUUCCAGCGACGUUUGGUACUCGCUUCCAGCCUCAUCUUCCGAAGAUCAUCCCCCCUAUUUUGAGUGGUCUGUCAGAUUCGGAGGACUACGUCCGCGAUGCGGCCAUGCGUGCAGGUCGGAUGAUGGUCACAAACUACUCCAGCAAAGCCAUCGACCUACUGCUGCCGGAGCUCGAACGAGGAUGUUUGACUCUGGAUGGCGUAUCCGGUGGUAAGGCUGAGAUUGAAGAGGACGAAGAAGCGACCGAUACUGCCAUGGUCGAGUCUUCACGCCGCGCUCUAGUAGACGUCCUCGGUGCUGAGCGUAGAGACCGGAUCUUAUCUGCUCUCUAUCUCGCUCGUCAGGACGCAGUGAACGUCGUUCGUCAAUCAUCGAUCCAUAUCUGGAAAGCUUUGGUGCACAAUACCCCGAGGACAGUACGGGAAAUACUUCCCGAACUCAUCAACCAGGUCAUAUCGCUACUUGCGGGACCCGAGAUGGACCAGCAAGAGACGGCGGCACGGACAGUCGCGGAACUAUGCCGCAAAUCUGGCGAAAAGAUUCUGGGCGAGAUCGUGUCUAUCUUGAAGUCGAAAUCUACGUCUACUGAUCCCAAGACACGGGAAGGAGUCUGCCUGACUCUUUGCGAGCUUAUGGAGAGUACGAACGACACCCAGCGAGAAGACCACGAGGACGAUAUCAUCUCGAUGGUCCGUGCAGCCUUGGUUGACGACGAAGCGAACGUUCGUGCAGCUGCCGCGAAGGCCUUCGACACCCUACAGGAGCACAUCGGAGCAAAGGCUAUUGAUCAGACAAUCCCGACCUUAUUGGAAGCCUUGCGUCAACCUGGGCAGAGCUCAGGGACGGCCCUUCAAGCUCUCAGGGAGGUCAUGGCAGUUCGCGCCUCUACUGUCUUCCCUGUUCUGAUCCCGACAUUGACGGCUAUCCCGAUGACGGUGUUCAAUGCUCGAGCAUUAGCGGCCCUCGUGACUGUCGCUGGCACGGCUUUGAGCAAGCGGUUGACUGUCAUUCUCAAUGCGCUCGCCAAGAUGAGGGAGAAUCCAGAAGUCAGCGAACAAGAGGAAUUGACGGACGCCAUUAGCGAAGCCACGCGUGCCCUUCUCGCGUCUAUCUGCGACGCUGAGGGCUUGAAUACUUUGAUGCUCCUGCUCUUAGGAUGGGCCAAGCACGAAUCGGUUCAGCGUCGCAUCACUGCUUGUGAAUUGUUCGCUCUCUUUUGCGAGGAGUCCGAGCUAGAUUCGUCACUCUAUCGUGUCGAUUGGAUCCGCCAGUUGGUAUCCCUACUUGAUGACAACGUGGUCGCAGUGCAUACAGCAGCAUUGCGCUCAUUCGACAUCUUCGUCAAGUCUGUUCCGAAGGAUGAACUAGAGCCCCUCGUCGUCCCUCUGCGGCGUACGAUCGAGGGCACAGGCGCUCCUGGCAGACACGUACCUGGAUUCAGCCUGCCGAAGGGCGUUGCGCCGACUGUCCCUAUCAUCAUCGCCGGCCUCACGACUGGCAGCAACGAACAACGAGAACAGGCAGCAUAUGCUAUGGCGACGACGUAUCCGCCUGGUGUCAAGAUCGCCAUCCUCACCGCACUCAGCACCAUGCUCGAGCGCAUCCCAACAUUCGUCAAGCCGUUCUUCCCCCAGCUGCAACGCACGUUCGUCAAGAGUGCGAGCGAUCCUGCAAGCCUCGCUGUCCGCAACAAGGCUGCUGAAGCCUUGGGCAUGCUCAUGCGCAGUCAGCCCCGUGUCGAUCCGGUCAUCACGGAGUUGGUCACUGGUGCGAAGAGCAGCGACGACGCGAUCGCAGGGAGCCUGGUUCUCGCUCUCGCGCGAGUGGUCAAGAACGCAGGGUCAAAUAUAGGAGAAAAAGCUAGAGAAACGCCAAUCAUCGAGGCGAACAUGGUUGCCGGGACACCGCCGUCUGCGCUGUCCUCCGUGUGCAUAUUGGCCGUCGUAGCCCCCGACGAAGACGAUCAACCAGACAAGGACCAACCGAAUGUCUUCCAGACACUUGGCCUCAUGCACAGCGUCGCCCAAAAGUGUUCUGGGAUCCGGCGGACGCUCUACCUACACGACAUUUACGCACGCACGACUGUAACCGCAAUCGUUCAGCAUGAAUCGAAAAAGUCUUCCUCAACCCCUUUCCAGAGCUUCCGUUCUACAGCUCAGCCUGAAGCUUGCAAGAUCACCGAGUCCGACUGUCCUUCUGGGACGUUCGCCGACCAAUUGCGCGCACCGCCGGUCAUAGUCACGCUCAUGCCGGCGGCGUGUACUAUGAACUCAAUCUCAAGCUGCUAAGGCGCGCAUAUAUGCGUACA
Molecule: messenger RNA, 7055 nt
Organism: Fomitopsis serialis
Lineage: Eukaryota; Fungi; Basidiomycota; Agaricomycetes; Polyporales; Fomitopsidaceae
Product: armadillo-type protein
Exons: 34
Coding region: 1-7035 (2344 amino acids)
Biological process (GO): regulation of translation; cellular response to amino acid starvation
Cellular component (GO): cytosol
Molecular function (GO): protein kinase regulator activity
Source: RefSeq, a predicted model, not a curated record